Molecule: messenger RNA, 1431 nt
Organism: Ophidiomyces ophidiicola
Lineage: Eukaryota; Fungi; Ascomycota; Eurotiomycetes; Onygenales; Onygenaceae
Gene: tit1
Product: tRNA dimethylallyltransferase, mitochondrial
Exons: 2
Coding region: 1-1431 (476 amino acids)
Biological process (GO): tRNA modification
Cellular component (GO): mitochondrion
Molecular function (GO): tRNA dimethylallyltransferase activity; ATP binding
Source: RefSeq, a predicted model, not a curated record
AUGAAGCCUCUCGUUACCGUCCUCGGGGCAACGGGGACUGGCAAGUCUAAGCUCGCGGUUGACCUAGCGAUUCGCUUCAAUGGAGAAAUUAUCAAUGGAGAUGCUAUGCAGAUGUAUAAGGGGUUACCUAUAAUUACCAAUCAAAUACCACUUGACGAGAGGGCGGGCAUUCCACACCAUCUAAUCGCGCGUAUCAAUAUUGACCAGGAGCCAUGGAAAGUUGGACAAUUCCAAAGAAGUGCUCUGAAGGUCAUUGAAGAUAUAAGGGCACGGGGAAAAUUACCCAUACUUGUGGGUGGCACACACUAUUACACACAGUCCAUCGUGUUCCACAAGCAGCUAGUUUCUGGAUGCAAUAGUGAUGAUGAAAAUGCAGACGGAAAGUAUGACGAGGUCGUAGAAAAUGCGAAAUGGCCUAUUCUACAGGGAACAGCAGAGGAGCUCCUACAUGCUUUACGAGAAGUUGACCCUGUUAUGGCUGAACGCUGGCACCCUAACGAAAAGAGGAAGAUUCGACGAUCCCUACAGAUAUAUUUGCAAACUGGCCGUCGGGCGUCCGAUAUUUAUCAGGAACAAAAAGUUGAGCUUAAACGAAUAUCGGCAACGGAUGAUGACUUCAACCCUAGUUUGGAGUUUAUCCCUACAGAGAAAUCUGGGCAUUUGAGAUUUGAUACCAUUCUUUUGUGGGUACAUAGUAACAAAAGUAUCCUUCAACAAAGAUUAGACGACCGUGUAGAUGUGAUGAUCGAUCAAGGGCUGCUGGCAGAGGCCCAGCAUAUGUUUGGCCACCUGAAACAAAAGGAGAGAGACGGUGUUCACAUUGAUAGAACAACUGGUGUCUGGGUAUCCAUUGGAUUUAAGGAGCUAGAUCCCUUUAUCUCGGCCUUAUCAGCCGGCAAUUUCUCGUCGGACCACCUCCAGAAGCUUAAAAAAGAAUGCAUUGAAUCUGUCAAAUCAGCUACAAGACAAUAUGCGCGAAGUCAGAUUAAAUGGAUACAAGGCAGAUUAUGGAAUACCUUGGAAGCUGCGAACGCGACUGAUCGACUUUAUAUUCUCGAUUCCACAGAGGCAAAGAGCUGGGACAGUGCGGUUCGGCUGCCUGCAGAAGAGAUUGUGGAUGCUUUCUUGUCCGAAAAUCCUCGCCCACAUCCAAGCGAGGUGUCGGAGAUAGCAAAAGAGGUGUUUGAGAUGAAAAAGCAAAAUGGGCAACCUUCAACUGAUAAUAUAGAGAUCAAACGUAUGGGUUGUGAGGUGUGUAACGCGAGAGCAAUGACUGAAGAGCAAUGGAAGGUUCACAUGAAAGGGAGAAAGCACAAGAAUGCAGUGAAACGGGAGAGUAGGAAGAAGGACCGGGAAGAGUAUUUUAAGCGCAUUCAAGAGGUGCCGGAAAACGAAAUACCCCAGCAGGCCCAAGAAAUCAAAUCCGGAUGA